AUGAACGUGGCAGUGGAAGGCUUGAGCAUCACUGUCGCAGGUGGCAGGAAGCUGUUGGAUGAAGUAAACUGCGUGGUUCAGGCCGGAGAUAUGGUGGCUUUGAUGGGCCCUUCUGGCGCUGGCAAAACCACGCUGCUGAACAGCAUCGUGGGGAGAACCAUCACAGGACUCACUGAAGGGGGCAUCUACUACGAUGGGGCCACAUUGUCCAAAGUCAGGAGCAGCGUGGGAUACGUCACUCAGGACGACAUCAUGUACGAGACCCUGACACCGCGGGAGAAUUUGACCUUUGCGGCCGCCUUCAUCUUGCCAAAGCUCUCCAAAGAAAGCCGCCAGAAGGAGGUGGACGACUAA
This is a messenger RNA of Symbiodinium necroappetens, 354 nucleotides long. The record is from the annotation of a GenBank genome assembly. NCBI's taxonomy places the organism in Eukaryota, Dinophyceae, Suessiales, Symbiodiniaceae.